Molecule: messenger RNA, 10842 nt
Organism: Myiozetetes cayanensis
Lineage: Eukaryota; Metazoa; Chordata; Aves; Passeriformes; Tyrannidae
Gene: KMT2E
Product: lysine methyltransferase 2E (inactive)
Exons: 26
Coding region: 4516-10074 (1852 amino acids)
Molecular function (GO): protein binding
Source: RefSeq, a predicted model, not a curated record
UCGCUUUCCAUCAUCAGAAUGCACAAGAGCAGCACUGCUGGACCAGAUAGUAUAAGGAAGGUAGCCUACCUCCAGUGGAAACCAGCUUUUCUGUAUGGUAGAAACUUAGCUAAACUGGCAGAAGGAGUCUGGGUUUAUACUUGAAAGAGUGGCUUCCUUUUCACAGACUGGAGUCUGUGUAAUGCAUCACCUGUGUACUGAAAAAUUGAUACUCAAAGCUGUUACGCAUAACUUGGGUACCAUGGAGGAGGCAGGGGUUUUUGUUUCUUUGUUCUAGAUCCCAAACUCAGGACCAGUUCAUGAAGUUUAACUGUCAUUCCAAACAUGACAGAAGUCUUCAAAUUUAAAGUCCUGAAUUUGUCUCACAAUGUUCAUAAGUAGGCCAAAACAAGUUGCCCAGAGAAGCUGUGGAUGCCCCAUCCCUGGAAGUGUUAAAGGCCAGGUUGGAUGGGGCCCUGAGCAACCUGAUGUGGUAGAAGGCAUCCCUGCCCAUGGCAGUGGGGUUGGAACUGAAUGAUCUCUCAUGUCCCUCCUAACCCAAACUGUUCUGUGAUUCUGUGCUAAUGAACUUGUUAAUUCACUGUGCUUACUCUUACUCUGUAUUGGCACUGUUUCAAAAUCAAAGCUGGAGGAGGAGUCCUACCUUGUAGUUGGUUGUAGUAGCAGUGUUUCUUAACAAGUUGGUCUGGUAAUAACUAGGUCUGCGUCAUACAACCAGUAAAUGUAAUAAAACAGAAAUUUGAUAGGGUUAGGAACUUAGUACCAUUGAGCAACCUAAAGCUUAAUGAAAAUCCAAAACGGGAUGGGGGCAUCUCUGAGCAGUGUCCUGGGAGAAGCUGGGAGAGGAAGCAUAAUGAUUUUACCCAUUAUCUGUCAUGUGUGUCUCUUCAAACCAGGACAUAACAGGUGGUUUUUUUGGGGUUUUUGUCUGUCUAACAGGGCACUUGAGAAGGAAGUUAGAUGAAUGUGUGAUUGCUGACUGUGUAGGUUGCUGUGGACAGCAUAGGAGGUUACUGAGGGCCUUAUGAGUGAGGCUAGAAGCAGUUAAUAUUGUGAUGAGGAAGAUGAGGAGGAAGAUAACUGCUGUGAGAGGUAUAUAGAGAAUAUUAGGUCAGUGGGAAAGUUUGGGCACAAACUACAAAAUACAUGGGACAUCAGAUUUUUUAGGACAGGUUGUUCCUUCUGUAUGAUUUGCAGGAGUUGGUCAUUAAUAGGUCCUAAUUUAUAUAUUUGAGUGUGCCUACUGUGUCUUAUUUUCUCUACUCCUCUUUCUGUCUCAGCACAAAUUAGAAGUAAACUGCUAACUUACUUGUUAUCAUAGAAAGCAACAAACAAUAGCAAAGGUCUGAAUUUGGACUCAGAGUUGUUUCUAAGCCUGCAUAGUUCAUACUGCAGCUACAGUGGUGUAACACUGGGAAGUUGGAUAUCCAGCCUGCUCUGUUAGCAAAAUUUAUACAGUUGUGGAGCCUGUCAGGGGAAACAGAGAAAAAUUCCUCUGGGUAAGAUUAGUCAUUUAUUCAUGCAUUCUGCUUUUAGGUCUGAUUUAAAGAUGUUACCUCCUUAGAAAUGGACAGCAAUGAAUAAAUAUUGGUUACUUUGAUAGGUGUAUUAUGUGAUCUGUAUAUAUGCUGCACAUAUUCUCCAGAUUUAUGUGCUGCUACAUGGAUAUAUAUACACCUACAUGCACCCUGUCCUUCACUAUUUGAAGGAUAUUUAGAGGAUACCAUUAAAAUGUCAGUUUCUAUCGCUAUUUUUGCAAAUAGCCCAACUAGUGUGUAGACAUGAAUGCUCAGAGCAGUAGCAGAAAGCAACAGUUUAGCAAAACAUUGUUUUAUUUAGUAAAAUCUUAAUGUUUUACUCUCUUUCCUCCCCCAAUUAAAAACAAAAUAAAGUUUAAGUAAAAAACCAAAAAGGAACUAAACAAACAAAAAAAACCCCAUAGACAGGGAAGCCAGGUAGGAAAGCUCAGAUUGUUGGCUCUGUGAAAGUUCAGGACAGUAGUUUUCACACUGUGUGGACUCUGAGAAACUAUUGAUAUGUGCAUUGUUACUGAAAUUUCUCCUGUGUAGGUUGUGCUAGGGCAUAGGUGCAUCAACUUCGCUUCCAUCCAUUCCUGUGGAUUUCGUGUGGGCAAGGGUGGUUCCCAGGACCACAGGUUAAAGUUGUUGGCAUGUAAGUCUGAAGGAAAGUGUGACAACAAUUGCUUUUGCUCAUGAUUGCAAAACAUGUACACACAUGAUGUAAUCAGAGGGAGAGAGAAGGAGAAUGAUUAUGUUGCAUUCUCAGUAAAUGCAAUUUACAUGUAGAAGAUGCAUGCUGUGGUAAUAGAACACAAUAAAAGAGAACCUUUUGGUCAUCUAUCGCUAUUACCUUAGAUGAUUUGUAUUAGUAAGUAACACUAAGAUCUACAGAAAUCAGAAUUAACACAAUAUUACUGUCUGAAAGCAGUAAUAUUAUUUUGGAAGUCUUUGCAUUUUGCCUGAAAGACCCUGUUGAGAUGGGAAAUUAAUUAGUUUUGGAGUAAUCCUUUGUAACUGGAGGCAGCCUGGACUCACAGCACCAUGAAUUUUCUACUGGGAGCAAAUGGGAGUUAAGAGUUUUGGUUUGGACUUAGUGCUGUAGAUUGCUUUUACAUUCCAGCUGACUUGAAGUUACAACUGAAUUAGCGCUGUGUGCUGGUUCAACUGGAGGGUCUUGCUUGACUCAGGACUGUCGUGCAGAUAGUUGGUGUUUUAACUGAUUUAUUUUUAUCUGAGUCUGGUGACUCUUCUUCCUUGGUCAGUGCUCUGGUGGAAGCUUGACUAUACGAAUCUAGUUGGUUGUUUCAAGUUAAUUCCCUGAAGAGUUGUGCACAUCCUGUGGAAAUGAGCCUUUAUGUGCACUCUGUGUAUUCUGGUAGUGCUGCUCCAGGAAACGGUUACUGAUUUCUUGCCUGGAUUGUAAGGGUAUGAGGCAAGGGAUUUGCCAGUACUCUCAGUUUAGGAAAGAGAGCGUCUUCUGUACUUGUGCUCAGGGGAAAUCAGCACUGCUUAAACAUGAGGUGCACUGCCCAUUGCUGCUUAGGUUGGGAACUGCAUAAGGCUGUAACUUUUUAGGUGGUCAGGACUGGUAAUUAUUCUCAGACAUUUGAGUUACUCAGUUUACUACAGAGGGGUAAAUUAUCACUUCCACCUUUUAUGUGUUUUUAAUGUGUAUUUAAAGUCAUAUAAUUUGGUUUAAGGGAAAGAUAGUUGUCAUACAUAGAUAGGUUAGAAAGUUUUGAUUAAUUUUUUUCAGCUCUAGUUAUGUGUUUUUUACAUGGACUUUGUGAAAAUACAGAGUAGAUGGAUUAUAGAGAUGGUAUUUUGGUUAGUAUAUUAAUAUUUCUGUGGUGGCAUUAGUUAAGGACUUUGAGGUAAAGUUGCAUCCAUCAGUAUAAAAUCUAAAUAAUUUACCUUAACCAGCACUGUUUCAUCUCAUUAAAAAGCCUAAUUAUAGGCUAAUUAUAAUUAGAUUUUUCUCCUUAAACUUCUGUGUUUAGGGAGGCCCUGGUAAUUUUCUUUGCAGAGAUGUUCUGUGAUGAAAUCUCCCAAGUCUUGAAACAUCUAAACUAUCAAAAAACUAAUUUUUUUUAUCUUGUAAUUGUUGACGAGGGGUGACUGAUGGGUGGAAUUGGCAGAAAAAAAUUCUUGGAGAACUUCAGAUGUAUAUUGAAGUCAUAAAAACAGUAACAAAAAGACUCAGUAUUUCUGUAAUGCCUAGUGAUGAGAGAAACUUGAAGAGGUUAAAACAAAUAUUAUCUUGCCCCUUGGCUUGAAUGUUAUUCCUAAUUUCUCUAGUAAAUGUAUUUUCAGUAAUUUUUAUAUGCUUUUUGCUUUUCGUAUUUGUCACGUGACAACAGAAUCUGAGAAUUGAUUAAUGGCAAAUGAAAAACAAGCAACAGUGACACUGUCUAUCUGAAGCUGUCAGAUGUAUGAAGUAUAGUAAACCUGGCUUCCAUUAAUUUUUCCCCAACUUUUUUUUUUAUAGUGUUAGAGGUAAAUGUGGAUUAAAACCCCCACUGUAUUGUGAUAAAAAUAUUAUUAUAAGCAAUAUUAUCUUGAUAUAUUAAUGUUUCUUUAGGAAUUUUUUUUUCAUCAAGGCAAACAUGUUGUUACUGUCAGUGCCACUGCCUCUUACCUUUGAUUUUUAUGAAAAGUUUUGCGUCUGUGCACCUAGAUGAGAGCUCUAGGAUUCUUAGAGAUACAGUAUGGGGUCUAGGAGGCUUCCUAGUCCUAUUUCCUCUUUCUUCUCCUUUCUUAAAAAAUGUCUUGCAGAGGUGAACUACCAGUGUAGCACAUGACUGUACCUUUCACAGUACAGCAAGUACUGCUUGGUUUCUUCUGGCUUGAAAAAUAUGCUUCAUGAUUAGUAAAAGUAAAGGGUUUGUGGAUGCACUUAGAUGUUUGCAAUGAGCACUGUGGCUGGCAUGCCCCAGUGUUUUGGAUACCAAUGCAUAGGACUCCGUAGUAAUCGAAUUUAUCAGAAACGAACGUCAUGAGCAUAGUGAUCCCAUUGGGGGUUGACACAGCAGAUACUUCUUAUUUGGAAAUGGCUGCAGGCUCAGAACCAGAAUCUGUAGAAGCUAGCCCUGUGGUAGUUGAAAAAUCGAACAGUUAUCCGCACCAGUUGUAUACCAGCAGCUCGCAUUCACACAGUUACAUUGGUUUGCCCUAUGCAGACCAUAACUAUGGUGCUCGGCCUCCUCCAACGCCUCCAGCUUCUCCUCCUCCAUCAGUGCUUAUAAGCAAGAAUGAAGUAGGCAUAUUUACCACUCCCAACUUCGAUGAAACCUCCAGUGCUACUACCAUCAGUACGUCAGAGGAUGGAAGCUAUGGAACUGAUAUUACCAGAUGCAUUUGUGGCUUUACACAUGAUGAUGGAUAUAUGAUCUGUUGUGACAAAUGCAGUGUCUGGCAGCACAUUGACUGCAUGGGGAUUGACAGACAGCAUAUUCCUGACAUAUAUCUGUGUGAACGUUGUCAACCCAGGAGUUUAGAUAAAGAAAGGGCAGUGCUGUUGCAACGAAGGAAAAGGGAAAAUAUGUCAGAUGGGGAUACCAGUGCAACAGAGAGUGGUGAUGAGGUUCCUGUGGAACUGUAUACUGCUUUUCAACACACACCAACGACGAUUACUUUAACUGCUACAAGAGUUACAAAAGUCAAUGAUAAGAAGAGGAAGAAAAGUGGGGAGAAAGAACAGAACAUAGCAAAAUGUAAAAAAGCAUUUCGAGAAGGAUCCAGGAAAUCUUCACGAGUAAAGGGCUCAGCUCCAGAGAUUGAUCCUACUGACACUUCAAACUUUGGAUGGGAAAAUAAAAUCAAGGCAUGGAUGGAUCGUUAUGAAGAAGCAAAUAAUAACCAGUACAGUGAAGGUGUCCAGAGGGAGGCACAAAAAAUAGCUCUGAGAUUAGGCAAUGGAAACGACAAAAAAGAAGUCAGCACCAGCAAUCUGAUUUUCAAACCUCCAGUAGAGAGUUACGUGCAAAAAAACAAGAAAAUUUUAAAAGCUGCCAAAGACUUGCCUCCCGAUGCACUUAUUAUUGAAUACAGAGGAAAGUUCAUGCUGAGAGAACAAUUUGAAGCUAAUGGAUAUUUCUUUAAAAGGCCGUACCCGUUUGUUUUAUUUUAUUCAAAAUUCCAUGGGCUAGAAAUGUGUGUUGAUGCAAGGACUUUUGGGAAUGAAGCUCGAUUUAUCAGGCGUUCAUGCACGCCAAAUGCAGAGGUGAGGCACGUAAUUGAAGAUGGAACAAUUCAUCUUUAUAUUUACUCCAUCCAUAACAUUCCAAAGGGAGCAGAGAUUACUAUAGCAUUUGAUUUCGAUUAUGGAAAUUGUAAAUACAAAGUGGAUUGUGCUUGCCUCAAAGAAAAUCCUGAAUGUCCAGUUCUCAGACGUUCCGAGCCUACAGAAAACAUCAAUACUGGAUAUGAAACCAGAAGGAAAAAGGGAAAGAAGGAGAAAGAUGUUUCAAGAGAAAAGGAGACUCAGAAUCAGAACAUCACAUUGGACUGUGAAGGAGCAGCCACCAAAAUGAAAAUCACAGACAAUAAGCAGAGAAAGCUCUCUCCCCUCAGGCUCUCCAUUUCUAAUAAUCAGGAACCAGAUUUUAUUGAUGAUAUAGAAGAAAAAACUCCCAUUAGCAAUGAAGUAGAAAUGGAAUCAGAGGAGCAGAUUGCAGAAAGGAAAAGGAAGAUGACAAGAGAAGAACGGAAAAUGGAAGCUAUCCUGCAAGCUUUUGCCAGACUAGAAAAACGAGAAAAAAGAAGAGAGCAGGCUUUGGAAAGAAUCAGCACAGCAAAAACUGAGGUUAAAUCGGAAUGCAAGGAAGCACAGAUUCUCAAUGAUGCUGAAUUUAUUCAGGAACCUGCAAAAGAAGAAACUGCCACCAAGCCCACCCCAGCCAAAGUUAAUAGAACUAAACAGAGAAAAAGCUUCUCACGGAGUAGAACUCACAUUGGCCAGCAGCGCCGGCGGCACAGAACUGUCAGCAUGUGCUCAGAUAUCCAGCCCUCUUCUCCUGACGUGGAAGUAACUUCCCAGCAUAAUGAAACUGAGAAUGCUGCACUGGUAGCUGAGCCUGAAACAGAAACUGUUGUUACAGAAAUGGUUACUGAAACAGAAGCUCCAGCACUUAGUAAAUGCCCUACUAAGUAUCCUAAAACAAAGAAGCACUUGGUCAGUGAAUGGUUAAGUGAAAAGAGUGAUAAAGCAGGGAAACCUACAGACAGUCUACCAGAAAGGCCUCUACGCAUAACUACAGACCCUGAAGUUCUGGCUACUCAGCUGAAUUCUUUACCUGGGCUCACUUACAGUCCACAUGUUUAUUCAACUCCAAAGCACUAUAUUCGUUUUACUUCACCAUUCCUUUCAGAAAAGAGGAGGAAAAAAGAACCUGUGGAAAACAUUACUGGCUCUUGUAAGAAGCGUUGGUUGAAGCAGGCUUUGGAAGAAGAAAAUUCAACAAUGAUUGAUAGAUUUAAUUCACCAUCACAAGAGAGAUCUAGAAGUCCAGCCAUCAAUGGUGAACAUAAAAGUCCUUUAUUACUGAAUGACAGCUGUUCCUUAACAGAUCUAACCACACCACUCAAAAAGCGAAGACUGUAUCAGCUGUUGGAGUCUGCAUUCUCAGAAACCUCCACACCUACUCCUUCUCCCUAUGCCACACCAACCCAUGCUGACAUCACUGCCUCCGAACCAUCCUUGUUUGCUACUCCUCCUAGGGUAAAAACAGAAGAUGAAGCUUGUAGAAAUGGUUACAAACCCAUAUAUUCGCCAGUUACUCCUGUAACUCCGUGUAUACAUGGAAAUACCAUGCACUUUGAGAAUAUUUCCUCACCUGACAGUUCCCCAGAAAUAAAAAGGCGAGCUUACAGUCAAGAGGGUUAUGACAGAGCAUCGAUUCUAGCACUGAAUUCUUUCAGAAAUUCCAACCUGACAGAAAUGGGCCUGCAAGAAAUAAAGACUAUUGGAUAUUCUAGUCCAAGGAAUAGGACUGAUGUCACACGGCAGUGCACUGGAGAAAUGGAAUCUGUGUCAGACCUCCAGCUGGGACUCGAAGUAAUUGAGCAAAGUGCACUGCAUAAAAACCUGGAAGCCCCCACACAUGAUAGGACUGAUGCAAACAGCCAACUAGAAACUGCUCAUUGUGGACGGGGCACAAUUUAUUCUUCCUGGGUUAAAAGUCCUGACAGGACAGGUGUAAAUUUCUCAAUGAAUUCUAAUUUGAGGGACUUGACCCCUUCACAUCAGUUGGAGGUUGGAGGUGGAUUCAGAAUAAGCGAGUCCAAGUGCCCGAUUCAAGAUGAUGGAAGAGGCAUGUUCAUGGAAGCAUCUGUUUUUUGUACUUCAGAAGAUGGAAUUGCACCUGGCUUUGGAAGGACUGUCAAUAACGACAAUUUGAUGGAUGGAAAUUGCACACCCCAGAAUCCUCCACAAAAGAAAAAGGUGUCCUUGUUAGAAUACCGUAAGAGACAACGAGAAGCUCGAAAAAGUGGCUCAAAGACAGAGAACUUCCCCCUGGUUACUGUAUCUCCUAAUGCUGCUGGUGGAGGAAAUACAAGUAAUAACAAUGGUGCUAAUGAUGGGUAUAACAACAGUGGUGAAAAUGGGGAGCAAACUGAUAAUACUGCAAGCCUGCCUUUACCACUGCCAGCUACUGUUUAUAGUGCAGCUCCAGAGGACACUGGCAACAACUGUGCAAUUAAGGAAUCUUCCUCCAGUGAGAAGAAUGAACCAGAGGUUCAGUGGACUGCAUCAACCUCUGUGGAACAAGUGAGAGAACGAAGUUAUCAGAGAGCUUUACUUCUCAGUGAUCAUAGGAAAGACAAGGACAGUGGGGGAGAAUCACCUUGUAGGCCAUGCUCACCGUCUCAUGUUCAGUCUCCAUCUCAUUCAAAUCUCAUUUCCCAGUUGCAGCUUAAGGUCCCUUCUUUGACUGAAUUUAUGGAAGAGCCUGAUUCUGAAAAUCCAGAGCCAACUUCUGAAUGUCCGUCCCCCGAUACUUCACAAAGGACUUGUAAGAGUCCGUCAAAAGCAAGCAAGCCCUCUUCACCGAAUCCUGUAGUUUCAACACAGUCACUUGGGAAAACACCCACAAAACCAGAUUCGCACUGGGAAAGUGCAGCUAAUGCACCCGAGACCGAAUGUGCAAACCAUCCAAAAUCGGAGCUGCAACAAAAACAGCUGACAAACAAUGUCCAAGCACUUUCAAAGAAUCAUCCAUCUCAGUCACAUCUGCGCAGUUCUGCUGAGCAACUCUCACAUUCACAGAAGUUGCCUUCUGCACCUUUGAAGCUGCAUUGCCCCCCUUCGCCUCAUGUAGAAAAUCCUCCCAAGUCUUCUACCCCUCACGCGCCUGUGCAGCACGGUUAUCUGUCACCAAAGCCUCACUCACAGCAGUUGGGAUCUCCGUACAGACCUCAUCACCCACAGUCACCUCAAGUUGGAACACCCCAGAGGGAAACACACCGAGCCUUCUAUCCGGCAGCACCGACCCUUCAGCCCAGUAAUCAGCCACAGGCGAGCGGGCCCCUGUUCACUCAGACAACAUCAGGACAAUCCUCAGCUUCUUACAGCCAGUUUAACCAACAAAAUUUGAACAGCAAUGCACCACCUCCCCCACCCCCUCCACCCCCUUCUUCUACUUACUAUCAAAGCCAGCAGCCCUCUGGAAACUUCCAGAGCUACAGCCAGCUGAAGGGCAGCAUACCCCAACAGACUGUGUUUUCAUCUGGACCAAAUCAAGCACUUCCUGGCACUGCAGGUCAGCAAACAGUGCCGGGACACCACGUAGCUCCAGGGCAUUUUUUGCCGUCUCAGAACCCCAGUAUUCAUCACCAGGCAUCGGCAUCCGCUGCUCCGCCACCGCCUCCACCGCCGCCUGCUCCAGGGCCUCACCUUGUCCAGCAGCAAAGUACUCAUCAGCAGCACUCUGUAGCACACGUUGUCGGUCCGGUCCAUGCCAUGGCAGUGGCUCCUGGAUCGCACAUUCAUUCUCAAGCUGCUGGUCACCAUUUGCCACCACCUCCUCCGCCACCAGGUCCUCUCCCCCACCACCAACCUCCCCAUCCUCCAACGGGACACCAAGGUUUGCAAGCACAACACCAGCACGUUGUAAACUCGGCACCUCCCCCCCCUCCGCCCCCUCCCUCCAACGUCAUCGGCUCGGGCCACCACCCGGCAUCAGCACAAGGGUUACACCACCCCUCUCAUCAAGGACCCCCCCAUUUCCCUUCAAACGCUCACACGAGCGUGUCCUCCUAUUCCUCACAAGCCCCACAUCACACGACGUUAGGACCUGGACCUCAACAUCAGCCUGCUGGCACAGGACCUCAUUGCCCACUCCCUGGUCAGGGUCCUCACAUCCAACCUCAAGGACCAAACAGUAUUGCAACACCUACUGCUUCCGGGUUCUGCCCUCACCCCGGCUCCGUGACCCUUCCCCACGGAGUGCAAGGGCAGCAGCAGGCCUCGCCGGUGCCGGGACAGAUCCCCAUCCACAGAGCACAGGUGCCGCCCACUUUUCAGAACAAUUACCAUGGGUCAGGGUGGCAUUAAAACAGAUCCCUUUAGUUAUAAACAUUUUUAAAAUGUUCUGUAAUAUAAACUGUGUAUAUUUAAUAUGUACCUAUUCAAGGUACUUUUUAAAGCUUGUACAUGAUACUUUGUAUAAAAGCAAACACCAGUGCUCUUCCAUUGUAUCCUUUCCAUUUUUUGCUUUUUAAAAUUCCUGAAAAUGUGCUGUUAAGCCAGUAUUAGGUAUUUCUUUUUAUUUUGUAAGUGGACAUUCCAGCUGUUUUUUCUGGCAGUAGGUUUGAUGCUGCAUAAUGUUUAAAAUUUUAUUGUUGCAGUUAAAUUCAUUUAGUGAAAGUUUUCUAUAUUACUUUUAUACAUAUGUAAUUAAAUAAGUACACAGGCUAAGUGAUGGCACUAACAACUUUUUUUUUUUUUUUUCAUUUUCUUCUGUCAACAGUUUUUUGUGUGCAUAGAGAUAGGAAACAAUGCAAUACAGAUUUUUAUAGUUUUGGUGUGGACAUGGCUUUUUGUUUCAUCAGUUAUUUGCAGAAAUUGUAAUUUAAUGUAUAGACUGUUUCUAAUGUCUGACGAGUGCUGUAAAUACUGUAUUUCUUUCGCUUGUAAAGUUGCUUAAAGCUUCUUUCAUUUGAUAUAGUAUUGUAUAUAAUAAGUCUUUUGCAAAAAAAAAGUGUGAUCUUUGUGAAAGUAGUACAGUAUAUGAUCUUUAAUUUUUUUUAAUAUACUGUCACAUUGCAGCACUGGUUGGGCAUUUUAAUUCAUGUUAAUAAAUCACAAUUAUGUCAGUUUUAA